CGCAGUUCCAGUCCCCGACCAGCAGGUGGCGGAGCUGCUCCCUGAAAGCUGGUCAGCGCCGGAGCUGCCUUUGCCUUGAUCUCCAUUUUGGAUGUUUUUCCUGGAGGUUAGCACCUACUCUCUCAGCGGCUAGCAGCGCAGCUCAGGCAGUGUGACAUUUUUGCAUGACUACUCACUGCAAAAUCGGACCCGGGAAACUGAAAAGCAGACAGAACACACCCAGAAUCACGAGCCCUGCUGCUUGGUGUAGUCAUGUAGCGACGACACGACGAGUGGGGAGUAACAGAAUCAGUCAGCGUGUUGUGAACUGCCACUUUCAACCAAAACAAUGUUGACUGAUGACCUGUGGACUCUCAUUAGCAGCCUGUCAUAUCAAGGAUGGAUCAAGGUGGAGUGAAGAAGAUAGCGUACAGAAGAAAUGACCAUCUAAGCAAACUGGUCUACACUGAAAGCCCUGAGGAGGGAGGUCUUCUGAAGGUGGCUCCUCACAGUGCCAUGUCCAUCACCUCUCCUCCUCCUGUUGUUCUUCCAUCCAGCCCAUUAAUGCAGCCUGGACAGGUGACCAACGGCCUCAGCAACAGCCCACUUCCAGAGGAGCUAGCCUCAGCCCCUGCCACGACCGGUUCCUCGGCUGACAGUUCAGAAACCAGGGGCGUGACCAAAGAUCAGAGGCCUGAAGAGCUACAGUUGUUCCAGACGCAGACUUUCAACACUUUUGGGCAUCAGGUCCUGCCCCAGUUGAAUGCCAGCAUGGCAGACAUCACCCAGUCCUCCAUGGACUCUCUCAUCGGGGGGUCGGAUCCCAACUUAUUUGCUGUGAAAACGGAGGAUUUCUCCAUGGAUAAAGGCGAGCAGGACCCCAACGAUCUGGACCAUGCCUUUGACCACAUUGGCAAAGAUGUGGACAUGAACCAGAAACUGUUCAACGAAACCAGUCUGGAUCUCCUUCAAGAGUUUGACCUCACCGCAUCCCCCUCCGAUUUUUACGUAGGGGACGAUGAUGCCUUUUUGUCCACGCUGGCAGACGAUUCGUUGCUCGCAGACGGGGAAAUGAGAGGGACAACUGAGAGGGACGUGAAACCCUCCGUGGCCGAGAGCGUCGGCACCACGAGAGUCUGCGACAGCAGCAAGGCAUCGAGCCCACUUGAAUCCAAGUCCAAGUCUCCUUCUUUGACCCCUGCAACCACUUUCCCCGCCGUGGUGAAGAAAGAAAAAGAUACCGACUUCAUUCAGCUCUGCACACCAGGCGUGAUUAAGAAGGAGAAGUCGUCUUCGGGGUAUUGUCAAAUGAGCAGCUCAAGCCCCAUCUCUAUCUGUGGGGUGAGCACUUCAGGGGGCCAGAGCUUCCACUUUGGAAUCAGCACCAGAAACAACGACGCUCUGCAGGAGAAGGACCAGAAACCCGUGUCUGGCUUGUUCCUCCCAGUAACGACCAUCAGUGGAGCCUGGAACCGGAACCAGGGCGACAACUCAGUGAUCUGCAGGGCCAGUGAGGUUUUCUCAAGCUCUUCCUCCUUCUCCUCCAGCUUUGCCAGUUCCAUCUCCAGACAGGAAGGGGGCACUCCAACAUCCACCACCCAGGGAAAGAGCGGGACUCAUAAAAUCUGUCUGGUGUGCUCUGAUGAGGCCUCGGGGUGCCAUUAUGGAGUCCUCACAUGUGGCAGCUGCAAGGUGUUCUUCAAGAGAGCAGUGGAAGGCCAGCAUAAUUACCUGUGCGCUGGGAGGAACGACUGCAUCAUUGACAAAAUCAGGCGAAAGAACUGCCCGGCCUGCCGCUUCCGCAAAUGCCUGAUGGCCGGCAUGAACCUGGAAGCUCGCAAAACAAAGAAGUUGAAUCGCUUAAAGGGCAACCAGAACAGCAACCCGCCGGAGAUGAUGCCUUCGCCGCCGGUCGAGGCUCACUCGCUGGUGCCCACGUGCGUGCCUCAGCUCAUCCCCACCAUGCUGUCCCUGCUGAAGGCCAUAGAGCCGGACACCAUCUUCGCCGGCUACGACGGCACGCUCCCCGACACGUCCACGCGCCUCAUGACCACACUGAACAGGCUGGGUGGGCGACAGGUCAUCUCUGCCGUGAAGUGGGCCAAAGCUCUGCCAGGUUUCAAGAACCUGCACCUGGACGAUCAGAUGACCCUGCUGCAGUGCUCCUGGCUCUUCCUCAUGUCUUUCAGCCUGGGCUGGAGGUCUUACCAGCAGUGCGACGGCAGCGUGCUCUGCUUCGCGCCAGACCUCGUCAUCAAUGAGGAGCGGAUGAAGCUGCCCUACAUGGCCGAGCAGUUUGAGCAGAUGCUGAAGAUUUCCAGUGAGUUCGUCCGGCUGCAGGUGUCCCUUGAGGAGUACCUGUGCAUGAAGGUCCUGCUGCUGCUCAGCACAGUGCCCACGGAUGGCCUGAAGAGCCAGACGGUGUUCGACGAGAUCCGCAUGUCGUACAUCAAAGAGCUGGGAAAAGCCAUAGUGAAGCGCGAGGAGAACUCCAGCCAGAACUGGCAGCGUUUCUACCAGCUCACCAAGUUGUUGGACUCCAUGCACGAGAUGGGCAGCGGACUGCUCAGCUUCUGCUUCUACACCUUCGCGAACAAAUUCCUGAGCGUGGAGUUCCCCGAGAUGCUGGCCGAGAUCAUCAGCAAUCAGCUACCAAAAUUCAAGGCUGGAAGCGUCAAGCCUCUCCUCUUCCACCAGAAGUGACUGUUUCCCGUAGCAGCAACAAUGCCUUAAACUCCCACCAUGUCACCUCACCAGCCCGACAAAGCCUCCCCCACCCCUUCGCCCCCUCGGGAAAGAGCAACAACGACAGGACUUUACACCAGUAGGGAGCGGUGUUUUUUUCUAGCAUCUCUGUGCAGCAGGCUGAUGGGUCUGAUGGGGUGGAGGUGGAUGGGGGGGGGGAGAAGCAAUGUUUGUGUAGGAACCAGACCGUGAGCACAAGACGUUUCGCUGUGUUGAGUAGUCUAAGAUGUAGUGUCUGAUAACGAAUAGGAAACGUUUGUACAGCUAACGGCAAAGAGAAAUAGGCUAAAAUUCAUGUUGUCUCAGGUGUCUUACCUUGAAAUUCAGAGCGAUAUCUGAAAUAGAUAUGACAAAAUAUCUAUGUAAAGGUUCUGAUAGUAUUUUCUACAUUUUCAAAGUAACAGUUUAUACACUUUUCCAGGUCAUCGUUGCCCAAAGAGGCAACAAAUCGGAACAACACGCUCUUAUUACGUAGGCUUUUUGUGUUCCGCUUUUAGUUUUUAUAGGAGGUUGUAACGAAAUGUUUUUUCAGCCGCACAGAUACAACAACGAAAAGGAAAAAAAAAAACCAACAACAACAACAACAACAGUUUUCUAGUGAUUUUCAAAAGCAUAUUUUAUUUGCUUUGAUUAACAUAUAAAGUCGUGUGGGCCGCUACCUGAUGGAGUCCUCCCACAAGCAGACCUCUUCCAGGUUUACAUGUCAACUACAAAAGGGAAAAAGAUGUGCCUUUUUUGCUUCGAAUAUCAUCUAAGCCAUUUUUUUCCUGCUACACGUGAACCUCUCAUCAUCUACCUUCAUUAUAAGUUGAUUGUACUUUUUUAUAUUACACGCAGUUGCAGCUUUUCUCUGUUCUUGUGGCUGUUUAUCUUUACAAAUGGCAGCUCGCUUCAUCCUCUGUGUGUAGAAGUGUUGCUCUUGCUAAGAAAUGAUAUUUAGCCUGUUUCCCUUCCCCGCGACCCGGCGCGCACGUCGGCGCGACCCGGCGCGCACGUCGGCGCGACCCGGCGAGUACUCGGCGCUCUGCGAAAGGCUUUACAAGACUGUGAAGAUAGGCUUGGCUGUUGUAUAUCGGUCUUUGGAGAAAGACUUAAAAGAUGGAAAGUGUGGACUGUUUUUUUCCAUCUUGCCCCAGUAGUCUAAUCUUAGAAAACAAGUGAUGGAUAUGUGCGUUUCUCAAUCACAAGUGAAAGGGCAUGUAUUGUUGUGCUUGCAAGUUUGUCGUUUUUUGAUAUUUGGAAGUACUAAUAAUAUCUGUAGAUUUAUUACUGCUGGAAGUGAUUAGAGAAUAACCGUCCUGCACCCUUUCUCUUUUUUUUUUUUUUUUUUUUUUUUUUUUAAACAAUCGUUUGGAAUAAAUAGUCGUGAUUCCUCUGAAGACUCUUCCUCCGCAGUACAAACUUUGCUCUUUGUAAGAAUUGGCUAUGAGUACCUUUUAUUCUUGAAACUGCGUACGUUUUGUUUUCUUUAAGGGAUAGUUCAAUUUUUUGGGGGGGGAAACCAGUGUUUUGCAAAGACACAGGUUGGUACUACUGUCAUGUCUCUGCUAUAAGCCCAAGUUAAGAACAUGAAAAAGUGAAUCAUGACUGAAAGAAAGAAAGCUCUUACCUCUUGUUAUCGACCAUUUCUUUACUGAGACGAGAGGUCUGGCCUCCACCAGCUGACCAUCCGUCUCUGUCUCGCACAAUUGCAAGCAAGAGAGCUACAUGAUUGUAAAUAAAAAACAUUGAUAUGAUCAAUUAAAACUUAAGUUAUCUUUAUGCCUGAUUUGAUAGAGUUUUAUAAAUAAGUCGUGUUUUUGUUGUCGAGAAAAUUCUAAAUGAAGAAUUGCACUUAUAAUAUAAGAUAUGAAUUUGAGUAUGAUGCAAAUGCAAUGACAAUUUGGAUUCAAAGUAAUCAAUAAACCUUCCCAGUCACAGGCGUGUAGAUUACUGUACUGCUAAGCAGUGCCUUGAACUUAUAAAAUAGAGUUCUGUGCCAUCCUUUCUGGUGUCUCAUAGACCGCAGGAUGUAAAAUACUGUCAGAUACCCAAAACUCGGAGCAGCGUGUAACGCAAAGGGCUUCCAGCACCAUGUCAAAUAUAUCCCAGAAUCCCGCAUCACUGUAGAGACAUGAUGUGUAUUAAUCUCAGGUCUUAGCAAGAACACAAAAUAUGAUGGGGUUUUUUUUUCCCCAGAAAUCAAAUAUAAUCCUUUUCAACAGAAUAAGCAACGGCUUAAUGAAUAAACAGCACUUUUGUUCAGGCGUUGGUCGAUCAUGUUAACCUCCCACAGACGCUGAUAACUGAUAAGUAUCCCCACUGUGCUCUCUCUGCGGCCCAACUUGACCUAACGUUUGUGUGUGUGUGUGUGUGUGUGUGUGUGUGUGUGUGUGUGUGUGCCGCACCCUUUGCAUGUGCUCUGAUUGUCUGCUACGCAGCCGUGCCCCGACGACCCCCCGCCUCUUCCCCGCUGCGUUUCUUUUACCGCUCUUUGCAUCAGUUACCACAUCGCAGUGAAAAGGUUCUGACUGCAGAGGCAGGCAGAACUCAUUGUUUUUAUUCUCUGGGAACUCUUUUUGUGUUUUGUUUGCUUUUUUUUUUUCCAGUGCCAAACUCCUGUUUUUUUUUGUCUAUUUUCAGGGAUGCUAAAAGUUGGUCAGUAUUUGUAUUAUUAUUAUUAUUUUAUUUUUUUAAUUCUCAGACAAAUCCAAGCAUUAAAGCGUAAACACUUAUCUGGCGGAAGGAGCAAGAAGCCCAGAGCUGCCUGACCUUCAGUCCGAUGCGGUAACGGGGGAGUGCGCCGGUGUUUCUGAGUGCUGCGUUGCAACGUCUUUCUUCUAAUCCGCGCAGCUUGUCGUCUGUUUGUCUCCUAACUCCCGAUCUGUCUGUUCCUUCGAGAUUUUACUAUGAAUGUGAUACUUAGAGAGUUAUCAAUAAAUUAGAUAUGAACUGUUAUUUGUAGAUAUGUCGUGAGCUGCCAGAAAGAAACAAAAUAUGUCAAGUAAACAACUGCAAAGUGCUCACUUAUAUAUAUAUAGUAUAUAUAGAGAGAGAGAUAUAUAUCUAAAUAUAAAACAUGGCAAAGCGAACUGUUUUUAAAUGUUUAUCCCAAAUACAUAAAGAAAAAGUACCUAUAUAUGUUUUACUCUGCUCCAGAGCUCAGGUUUCAAAAACAGAUGAUCUGAUUCACACUUGCGUUGAUGUCCACCUUCUGCUCCGAUGUGAAGAACCAAAAGCGUCCGACAGCUUCACACAUGCGUGGUUACUUCUGUGUUUAGUUUUAUUUUAUUUUAUUUUUAACGUUUUGUUAUUUUUAAAAGUCAGUUGACAGAUGUGCAAAGUUGUAAGGAAUCUGCCUCCGCCGCUCAUAUACUGUCUGUAGACUCUAACAAACGUUCUGUUUUCCUCUGAGGUUCAACCAGAAUAGAUGAAAACCAUCCUUGCUACCUACCUGUUUGAGGGUUACUUUCACAUUCAGUGUAUCCAAAUCUCUGCUGCUGCUCUUCAUCUUUACAAGUAUAUAUAUAUAUUUAGAGAGAGAGAGAAAGAAAGAUAGAUAUAUGUAUAUACAUAUAAAUAUAUAUGUAAGAAAUUGCACACUUGCCUCAUCUUGCCCAAAAAUGUAUCCCGUUUACAUUUUUGCGCACAACUGAAUAUGCAAUAGAAAAGACAGCUAAUCUAUCAACUUCACCUCGUUUUUUGUUUUCCUCGUUUUUUUAACACGGUAUAAGCUACUUUCAUACAGGGGAUCUCACUUCUGACUUUUGUCUCUGCAGGCCAGAUUUUCUUAUAUUCAGAAAAUUGUAAUCACUCACACAAACGACCUAUUUAAUGUUUGAGUACAAGGUGACCAAAGGCGACACAUUACACACAAUGUCAGUGUAAAACUCCAGAGCUCUGAGAUGACAAACGCACAGCUCUAUUCAGCGGGUCCCGCAAACCCAUUUUUUGUUUCCCUUUGUUUUUGUUUUUUAAACAAGCCUUUGGUCAAAUUGUGUGAUACUGUGAAUAGGAUAGGACUUGGGCUUUUUCAUACACAAAACUGUUUGUGAAAGUAAUCAACCAGCUUGAAUCUAAGAAAUUGCACUACCCAAAUAUUGUUUGAAAGUCUAUUUUGUAUAAAACAUAUGCAGACAGAAACUAUGAGACUAACAAAGGGCGGAUCACGUUUCACUGGUGUAUGUUUUCUCAGAAAAAGAAAAAAAAAAGAGCUUUUGUUUGUUUGUUUUGCCUAAAAAGUUUAAUAUGUACAUAUAAUCCAUUGUAAAGAACAUGUGGUGUAUUUGUCUUCAGAUGGUUUUUCAGCACCUUCCCCUCUGUAUUAUUUCUCCUCUGUAGCGUGACUCUUGUCGAUCUUUCUCCUCCAUCGAUUAAAGGUCAAAUCGUACGUGUUUGUGUGGUACUUCUCCAAUAAAAGCGUCCGAAUGCUGA
Poeciliopsis prolifica (blackstripe livebearer) is the source of this 7137-nucleotide messenger RNA. RefSeq names its product nuclear receptor subfamily 3, group C, member 1 (glucocorticoid receptor) (gene nr3c1). The record is from RefSeq and is a predicted model, not a curated record. The transcript is spliced from 9 exons. Bases 379 to 2682 code for a protein of 767 amino acids. Gene Ontology annotation, biological process: nuclear receptor-mediated glucocorticoid signaling pathway; regulation of DNA-templated transcription. Gene Ontology annotation, cellular component: nucleus. Gene Ontology annotation, molecular function: nuclear glucocorticoid receptor activity; zinc ion binding; DNA-binding transcription factor activity. Lineage: Eukaryota; Metazoa; Chordata; Actinopteri; Cyprinodontiformes; Poeciliidae.